AUGUACGCAUUCAAGCCGCACGUGUUUACUAAACACUCUUUAUACAGUAUUACAAAACCUGAAGGAAAAAUAAAAGCAUUAAUAUGCGGUGAUGGUAAAAAUUUAUAUUUUAACGGCGAGUCUGCAAGUGAUAGCGAAUUUCAUAAUAUCUGGGAGUACAAUUUAGCUGGACAACAAUGGAGAUUAUUGAUAUCAAUAAGGUGUCUAAGCAAAUCACCAUUUACUUAUGAUUCAAUUAUUGGUACUAUUUUGGAAUCAAAUUAUUUAGUUAUUUGCCCAAUAGAAAGCCAAGACACAAGACCUUUCAAUGACGAACUGUCAAGUCUCACAAGUCAAUUACAUGUUUGUAAUUUGAAUAGUAAAAGUAGUCUUGUUCGGAGGACAAGUGGACGAAUUCCAAAUCCUUCAUUUCCACAUAAUUUCAUUCGCCAUGGAAAAUAUUUGUAUACUGUCGGAGUCAGCAGAGAUGGUGGACUAUUUUCCGAUGUAUAUAAAUUAAAUAUGGAAAAUGAUGUAUGUGAAAUUGUUUACACCUGCCGAGGACUUGAUGCUAAUGAACCAGUUGGUAGAUGGUAUCAUACUUUAGUUUAUGGUAACAAUAUGAUUUAUAUAUUCGGUGGUUAUGAUCUUCGCCCUGGAAAAGGUCCAUUUUCGUUUCCCAAAAUAUCGGCGUUUGAUUUGCAAAAUUGCUGCUGGAAAAAAAUAGACACUCAUGGUGAUGGUGAUGAAAAUCACACACCGAGAUAUCCAACUGGUAGAGAAGGAUUCAGUGUAACGAGUUAUACUGAUCCAGAUUCUGGUGAAACAAACGUGAUAAUAUCUGGAGGAGCAGAUUUUAAAUACGAAUAUAAGAUUGACGAUGAAGGUCGGGAAAGAUUCCAUAGAGCUCUCUUGAUUGGUUUUAGUGAUGUCUGGAGAUUGAAUCUCACAAGUUUAAAAUGGUCGUAUCUCCAGAGAUUUGGUAUUGUCUUACCUCGUCACGUUAGUGACCAUUCAACAACCAUUUCUCCUACUGGGAAAUUGUUUAUAUUUGAUGAACAUAUUUCUGAUAAUGACAAGGAACAAAAAACUUGCAAUUCUGCCUUAUACUCAACUUGGGUCAGGAUUCCCAAACUCACAGACAUUUGCUGGGAAGCUGUUUUACAUUACUUUCCAAACUUGAAAUCAAUGACUGACAAAGAAAUCAUUUCCCUCGGAAUUCCAUUGCAGUCAUUCAAGUCGCGUAUUAAUUAA
Messenger RNA from Microplitis mediator, 1233 nucleotides. Its product is annotated as kelch domain-containing protein 10 homolog. The record is from RefSeq and is a predicted model, not a curated record. Gene Ontology annotation, molecular function: protein binding. The transcript is spliced from 3 exons. NCBI's taxonomy places the organism in Eukaryota, Metazoa, Arthropoda, Insecta, Hymenoptera, Braconidae. Gene Ontology annotation, biological process: positive regulation of stress-activated MAPK cascade. Bases 1 to 1233 code for a protein of 410 amino acids.